AUGGUUUCCGCAACGAGAGCGUACAACUGGUACAUCUCACUCGUUGCUGCAUCAUGCAUGGUUCUCUACGGCUACGAUGCGUCUGUUUUCAACGCGCUUCAGAAUUCUGAUCAUUGGAAGGCUUAUUUCAAUAAGCCGGGGCCUAAUAUCAUUGGGGCCAUUAAUACUUCUUAUACAGUCGGAGCUGUUGUAGCAGGAUUCUUCAUGGGCGGUCCUCUUGCCGAUUUUGCUGGUCGAAGAGCGGGUAUGGCUGCUGGAGCGGUAUGUGUCAUUGUCGCAACGUUGAUGCAAACAUUCGCGCCCCGUGGUCAAAUUGGUGUCUUCAUCGUCGGUCGGGUCCUCAUCGGUAUCGGGCAAGGUCUUGCGCUCACAGCUGGAUCCAUCUUUAUUUCCGAAGUGUGCCCGUCUGAGAUUCGAGGCAAGAUCAUGUCUUUCUGGCAAAUGUUCUACUCGGUUGGCUCUUUCAUCGCCUACUGGAUCAGCUUCGGCACGUCCAAGAACCCGAAGAAGCUUGGUGAGUGGGACUGGAAGAUUGUUGUCAUCUUCCAGAUGCUCGUUCCCAUAAUCAUUCUGUCUCAAGUCUUCUUCAUUCCAGAGUCGCCUCGCUGGUACGUGCAGAAGAGCCGUGAUUACGAGAAAGCUCGUCAAUCGCUCGGUCGCAUCCGCGACACCGAAGAGGAGAUCGAAGACGAAAUCAGGACUAUUCGAGAGGCCAUUGAAUUCGAGGCCGAAUCAAUUUCCUCAGGAUAUUCUGCUCUCUGGAAAGACAAGUCAAUCAGGAAACGCAUGUACAUUGCCAUGAUUGUAAACGGCGGCCAGCAAAUCACCGGUCAAGGCACCCUCAACACCUACAGUUCAAUCAUCUAUAAGAAGGUUUUCGAAAGCGCAGACACAAUCUCGCUCAUCAACGCGCUUAACGCCACUUUCAGCAUCCUCUUCACUCUCAAUGCAACAUGGACCGUCGACCGCUUCGGCCGCAAGUUCCUCUUCAUCUUCGGCGGCAUCGGCAUGGGCCUAUGCAUGUUAAUCGCCGCGACCGUCGAAACUCAAACACCGUCGCUCCCCAACGGAGCAAAGUCGCAACCCGUCGGUAUCUCCAUCGUCUUCAUCAUGUUUCUGUUCGCCUUUUUCUACAAACCCUCCUGGGGCGCAACCGUCUGGAUCUUCACCGCCGAAAUCUUCUCGAUGAACGUACGCGCGCAAGCUGUGGGCAUGUGCUCGCAAACCCAAAACGUCGUCAACUCCAUUGUCCAGCAGUUCUUCCCCAUUUUCCUCAAAAACGAAGGGUUUUACGCUUUUUACAUGUUUGCUGCUAUUAACAUCCUGCUUGCGGCUUUUACAUGGUUUUUUGUUCCAGAGACGAAGCAGGUUAGUCUGGAGGAGAUGGAUGCUCUGUUUGGAGGGAAGAAUCAUGUGACGGAGGGUGCGGCGAUUGAGAAAGGGGAAGAAAGGGGAGUAAGCGUGGGUGGUGAGAGUGUAGGGGAGAAGGGGGCGACGGAUAGGGUUGAAAGGGUUUGA
This is a messenger RNA of Bipolaris sorokiniana ND90Pr, 1518 nucleotides long. RefSeq lists its product as uncharacterized. The record is from RefSeq and is a predicted model, not a curated record. Gene Ontology annotation, cellular component: membrane. Lineage: Eukaryota; Fungi; Ascomycota; Dothideomycetes; Pleosporales; Pleosporaceae. The transcript is spliced from 3 exons. Gene Ontology annotation, biological process: transmembrane transport; carbohydrate transport. Gene Ontology annotation, molecular function: carbohydrate:proton symporter activity. Bases 1 to 1518 code for a protein of 505 amino acids.